Messenger RNA from Exophiala xenobiotica, 3603 nucleotides. RefSeq names its product translation initiation factor IF-2. The coding region runs from base 94 to 3399 and encodes 1101 amino acids. The record is from RefSeq and is a predicted model, not a curated record. Gene Ontology annotation, molecular function: translation initiation factor activity; GTP binding; GTPase activity. Gene Ontology annotation, biological process: translational initiation. The transcript is spliced from 3 exons. Lineage: Eukaryota; Fungi; Ascomycota; Eurotiomycetes; Chaetothyriales; Herpotrichiellaceae.
CGAACCGCCAUCGUCUAGAUCACUCCAUCAUUGUCCACGUUGUUUAGAUAUUGACCUUCUGACGGCUAGAGCAGCAUUGCAAUCAAUGUUACAAUGCGAAGAGUUGUGGCGCGAAGGCUGUUGCCGCGACAGGACGUCUGCCUCUUCUGCGCCUUCGGACAUGGCCUUGAGCUGCGUGCUUCCAACGCCAUCCGGCCACAGCGCCGGCUGUAUAGAUCAAGUACGGCUUCACAGCGUCCUGCCGGAGCGGCGGCGGCACGUAUAGAGGAAGAUGAAGACGAUUUGCCUUCGCCGGCUCCUGUUAGAGAACUACUGGGCUGGAAAUGCCGUUGCAACCAUGUCAAUGCACCUCGCAGAUCUGAGUGUACGAUAUGUAUGACUGCGCGCCCGCAGAAGCCUGAGCUCGUCUACAAAGGAGCCAAAUCGCCUCCUCCUUCCACGCCACGUCCUCUGAUUCCAGCAAGAGCUCCCUCGUCCGCCAACCUCGCAGACGCCAGCGCACACAAGCCACAAGCCCCUGAAAGCCUCAAAAGAUACGACGCAGUCGCCGGGCGCCCAAGUCGACAGCCCCAGUCGAACACGAACACCGUUCUUGAACAAGCCUCUGUAAACGUCAGAUCGCAGCAGUCUCUGAUACGGUACGGCCACAGAAACGGACCAAUCAUAAGAGAUAGAGGCGGCUACAAUGCCCGAGACAGGGACAAUCAGAGGUCAACGCCAGAGGAGGGACCAAGGAUUAGAUUCACUGGACUCACGCCCGGUUCUCAGGCAAUGGAUGCCCCUUUGGACCGGCAAGCAUCGCAACCCGGAAACCAUGGUUUCGCUCGCCGGCCGGUUGUCGGAAUGGAGGGUCGACCACCUGUUAGGAAUGAAGAUGUGCGUGGUGGAGCUCUGGCAAAUAACGGGCAACAGCGAAGAACCGACUGGAGACUCGAUUCUGCCGUCAACCCUCCAUUUCCAGCUCGAACCAGGACUCCCGAUCUCGCGACCAAUUCCCGGAUUGGUUCCGCCAUCACUCCAAUGAACCGUUCCAGAUCUAGCGACAGAUCUUCUCCAAACGAGUCUUUCUCGGGUAUGUUUAACGCGAGAGAGUCUCGUGGAGGGCCUCAAAGGAGAGAUCGGCCAUCACAGGAGGCUAAAGCAGCUUGGCAACCCAUGAUAGAUCCAAAUGCUCGGAGGCCCGACCCCAAAAGCAUAGCCGGAGGGCCUGUCCAUCGAGAACUUCCAAGUGACGAGAUUGGUGACGUUUCCGAAGUCGCGCCGCCGAGCGAGACGGGGGAAGACUGGUCUCCACGCAAAACGAGGGCAGAGAAGGAACGUGAUCGAAGAAGCAAGAUAUACGACAUCGAAGAAGGAGAACCAGUCUAUACGUCGCAGACAGGCCGCACUCCAUCCGGGAAGAGGCGGCCUGCUUACAGGAACAGUACGCCAGCCUUCGAUCCAGAUAUGGUCGAGGAUAUUCUGGAAGGGAAGAGGCGAAAGAGAAAAUCGAAACACGCGAAAGGCGUGGAACAACAGCGUCCCGAGAUUCAAAUACCGGAGUUCAUCACAGUGGAGAAAUUGGCUCAAGGCCUUAAAGUGAGGCUGCCAGAGUUUCUGGUUAGACUGGAGGAGGAAGGCUUCGAAGGAGCUAGGUAUGAUCAUGUCCUGGACUCGGGCACUUCUGCGAUGUUUGCAGAAAUUUAUGGCUUUGAGCCUAUCGUUGACACCGUCGAUGAGUCCCGCGAUCUGGUAGCUCGACCGCCAGCAGAAGACCCAUCAGUGCUCCCGCCACGUCCGCCGAUUGUCACAAUCAUGGGACACGUCGACCACGGAAAGACAACCAUUCUUGAUUAUUUCAGAAAGUCAAGCGUGGUAGCUUCAGAACACGGCGGGAUCACACAGCACAUUGGUGCCUUUUCUGUUGUCAUGCCCGGAUCAGAACGCAACAUCACGUUUUUGGAUACCCCUGGCCACGCCGCAUUUCUAGAUAUGCGUCGAAGAGGAGCCAAUGUGACAGAUAUUGUGGUGUUGGUGGUUGCCGCAGACGACAGUGUCAAAGCACAGACGAAGGAAGCCAUCAAACACGCACUCGAAGCAAAUGUCGAGAUUAUUGUGGCGAUCAACAAAAUCGACAAGGAUGAUGCCGAUAUUGAAAGAGUUAAACGAGACCUAUCAGCACACGACGUUGUUGUGGAAGACUUUGGUGGCGACUUCCAAGCUAUCCCAGUCAGUGGAAAGACAGGCCAAGGCAUGGCCGACUUGGAAGAAGCGAUUCUGACAUUGGCGGACGUUCAUGACUUCAGGGCGGAAGUCGAUGGCCAAGCGGAAGGUUGGAUCAUAGAAUCCAAAGUUGGCGCAUCUGGUCGGGUCGCGACUGUCUUGGUCCGGCGCGGCACACUGAGGCCAGGCGACUUCAUUGUUGCUGGCACUACUUGGGCUCGUGUUCGAACUUUACGGAAUGAUGCGGGCCAGCUGAUCGAAGAAGCCCCUCCUGGCACGCCGGUGCAGAUUGACGGCUGGCGUGGAGAUGAUCCAAUGGCUGGUUCUGAGGUGCUGCAAACCGCGGACGAGCAGCAAGCCAAAAAUGCCGUUGCAAUACGACAAGAGAAAGAAGAAUCCGUCCGUGCCAUUGGUGAUAUGUCCGCAAUCAAUAAUAGUCGUACUGAGGAGGCUGAAGCACGAGCCAAAGUCCUUGAGUGGGAGAAAGAGCAGGGAUAUAUGAACAUGAAAGCAUACCGGCGGCCCAAGGACAACGAAGGUUGGGUCGAGAAAGAGUCUUCCGGACCUCGACAAGUGCAUUUUGUCAUCAAAGCCGACGUUGCUGGAAGUACCGAAGCACUGGUUGCCGCUGUUGGUGCCAUUGGCAACAAGGAGAUUGUGGCGAAUAUCAUCCACAGCGGUACUGGUGAGCUGACGGAGUCGGACAUCAAGCUUCUCGCUGCUACCGGAGAAGUUGGAUAUGCCAUCACCUUCAAUCAGCCAAUCGACAAUGGUAUUCGACGGCUUGCAGAAGCGGCGAAUUUGCAGAUUCUCGACCACAACAUCAUCUAUAAGGUGACGGAUGUCGUGGCGGAGAAAUUAUCAGACGAGUUGCCGCCGAUCGUCUCCCAUAAGGUCCUUGGUGAAGCGGAAGUCGGGGACAUCUUUGAGAUUACUGUCAAGAAAGCCAAGGUAAGGAUUGCGGGAUGUCGAGUAACCAACGGAACCAUUCGCCGCUCGGAGAAGAUCCGGGUACUGAGGGAUGGCGAAGUGGUCUACACUGGUAUGCUCAACUCGUUCAAAAACAUCAAGAAGGAUGUGACAGAAAUGCGCAAAGGCUCCGAAUGCGGCAUGGGCUUUGAAAACUGGGACGGCUUUGAAGUGGGUGAUCAGAUCCAGUCCUUUGAGGAAAUUAAAGAGAAGCGGAGUCUGUAUUAGCAGCUGUACAAUAUCAGCAAUGUACAAUAAGAUGAAACGAGACAUGGAAACAUUGGGCGCAUGAUGGCGGUUGAGCGGCAAAGACACGAGACUGAAGCGUCUCUCGGUCGCAGUGAAUCUCAGCCAAUCAAUCCUCGUUGCACCUCGAGCCUUGGCGACAGUCUCUGACACUCACCACUUGCGUCUCGCAUCUCCAUCACCAAC